Messenger RNA from Durusdinium trenchii, 844 nucleotides. Lineage: Eukaryota; Dinophyceae; Suessiales; Symbiodiniaceae. The record is from the annotation of a GenBank genome assembly.
UUUUGGCUGAGUCACUGUUUCGAGAAAGUUGGCCGGCAGACACGGCAACCAUGGCGCCGGGCCAGUACUCCACCGAUCCAAAGCAGCAUACGCUGUCUCCAAUCGUCACGGGGGCCACCGUGAUUGGCAUGAAGUACAAGGAUGGCGUCAUCCUGGCCGCCGACACAUUGGCGUCGUAUGGUUCAGAAGCCCGCUACAAAGACGUGUGUCGAUUAAAGAAAGUGGGCGAAUACACACUGCUUGGUGGCGGCGGCGAGCUGAGUGACUUCCAGUACUUGAGCGACCAGCUCGACGAGAUGGCGGAUGAGGACUGGCUCAAUGAGGAUGGCUGCUUCAUGGGUCCAAAAGAGUACUCCUCGUACAUUGGCCGAGUCAUGUACAAUCGCAGAAGCAAGUUCAAUCCAUUGUACAAUCAGUUUGUGGUGGUUGGCAAGAAGAAGGACGAGCCAGCCCACUUGAUGUAUGUCGACCAUCAAGGAACGGCGUUUGAGGAGAACUUUGUAGCCACUGGCUUCGGCAUGCAUUUGGGAAUUCCACUGCUGCGCAACAGCUGGCGUGCUGACAUGAGCCUUGAUGAAGCCAAAGCACUGGCCACCAAGUGCCUUGAGGUUUGCUUCUAUCGUGAUUGCCGAGCCUAUUGCAAGAUUCACAUUGGAGUGUGUAACGGAACAUCAGUUGACAUCAGUGCUCCGAUUCCUUUGAAUCACUUCUGGGGCCAUGGUGCCUGGACGGAGAAGCGUUUGGAGGACGAUGAUCCCACAGCAACUUGGUAGAGCACCGAAUAUCUGAGAGAAAGGAUUGUCAGCAGAUUGAGUUUUAUCCGGAAUGUAAGCAUGGAAGACAC